Messenger RNA from Phaethon lepturus (White-tailed tropicbird), 1185 nucleotides. It is a transcript of the gene JMJD7, whose product is annotated as jumonji domain containing 7. Lineage: Eukaryota; Metazoa; Chordata; Aves; Phaethontiformes; Phaethontidae. The annotation marks the transcript as partial. Gene Ontology annotation, molecular function: 2-oxoglutarate-dependent dioxygenase activity. The record is from RefSeq and is a predicted model, not a curated record. The transcript has 7 exons.
UGUUUCUCGUUUGCCUGGACAGAGCUGGGGUGGAUGGAGUCUGUACCCUAUCUUGAUAGGCCUCUGUCCCCGCUGGAAUUUUAUCGAGAAUGGGUGAGUCCGAAUAAACCUUGUAUAAUUCAGAAUGCCAUCAGCCACUGGCCGGCUCUGAAGAAAUGGACCUUGGCGUACCUCAGGGAGGUAGUAGGUCGCAAGGUAGUGAGUGUGGCAGUAACACCAAAUGGUUAUGCAGAUGCGGUGUUUCAGGACCGUUUUGUCAUGCCAGAGGAGCGCCAAAUGCCUUUCAUGGACUUUUUGGACAUUUUGGAGAAGAAAGUGACUUCUCCCAACGUAUUCUAUGUGCAGAAGCAGUGUUCAAACCUCACCGAGGAGUUUUCUGAACUUGUCUGUGAUGUGCAGCCUGACAUACCAUGGAUGAGUGAGGCACUUGGGAAGAAGCCCGAUGCUGUAAAUUUCUGGCUUGGGGAAUCAGCUGCUGUGACAUCUUUACAUAAAGAUCAUUAUGAGAACUUGUACUGUGUGAUAUCUGGAGAGAAACAUUUUCUACUGCAUCCGCCAAGUGACCGUCCCUUCAUCCCGUAUGAGCUCUAUCAGCCAGCAACCUACCAGGUAUCAGAAGAUGGCUCAUUUGAAAUUGUGGACAAGAAGAGCACAGAUAAGGUGCCCUGGAUCCCCCUGGACCCAUUGAAUCCAAAUCUGGAACAGUAUCCAGAGUAUGCUCAAGCAAAACCUUUGCAGUGUACAGUGAAAGCUGGUGAGAUGUUAUACCUGCCUUCUCUCUGGUUCCAUCAUGUUCAGCAAUCACAUGGCUGCAUAGCAGUGAAUUACUGGUAUGACAUGGAAUAUGACCUGAAGUACAGCUAUUAUCAACUACUAGAUUGUCUCACAAAAGCCGUGAAAGCGUUAUAGCAGAGGUGGGGGACUCGAGCUUGCGAUCUUUCUCUCUGAUGUGAUAUAAUCAUCAGCAUCUAUGACUGGAGUACACACAUUAUUCAAGUGAAAAGAACUGUACAUUAAAUUAUCCUCAACAAUGUCUGUCAAACAGAUCAUGGCUAUUUUGCCUGAUUUCAGAGUCCAGAUCAACGGGCCAGGUUUUUUGGCUUGUAAGUAGAAGGUUUGAUAAUAACAUUUUUAAGUCUUUGCAUGUUGCUUCAGUGAUGGUGAGCAUAAUAAAAUUUGAAGUGA